This is a messenger RNA of Oryza sativa Japonica Group (Japanese rice), 1205 nucleotides long. Its product is annotated as transcription factor WRKY45-1-like. Gene Ontology annotation, molecular function: DNA-binding transcription factor activity; sequence-specific DNA binding. Gene Ontology annotation, biological process: regulation of DNA-templated transcription. The record is from RefSeq and is a predicted model, not a curated record. NCBI's taxonomy places the organism in Eukaryota, Viridiplantae, Streptophyta, Magnoliopsida, Poales, Poaceae.
CAAGCUCAACUCCUCUGCGUUGCAAAUUGAAAGGAUUCUCAGUUUCUCACUUUGUCAAAAGCUCUAGCUAGGGUGCCUCAAGUUUCAGCUCAAAUUAAGAUGGCAUUUGGUCAAGAUACCAUAGAGCAGCUGUACCGGGAGCUCGCCGGCGGCCGCCGCCUCAGCGCCAAGCUCCAGGCGCUGCUCGAAGGCCCCCUCGAUAGCCGCGGCCAGAAGGAGGCCGUCGAUGUUAGCAGAGAGCUCGGGCGAGUGUUCAUGGUGUCUCUCUACAUGCUGAAGCCUUGCAGCAACAGCAGCAGACGACCGGAAGGAGUGACCAGGACGGCGCCGGAGACGAGGACUGACGAUAGCAUUUGCUUGCACACUCCGGCGAGGGUUAAACGCGUUAGGAGUGAAGAGGUUCUUGUCAGAAAUGGCAGAGAAGAGGUGGUUACGAGGACGGAGAUUAUUACACCUUCCCCGUACAAGGAUGGCUACCAGUGGAGAAAAUACGGGCAAAAGAACAUUCAGGACAGCAAUUAUCUAAGGUGGGUAGAGUGUAGUUUCUACUUUCUACUUGUUUCGCUAGAAUAUGCAUGGUACUUUACCAAUUUUAACUAACCACAACUUAAACCACAUGAUUCCUAAAGUACUACCAAGAACUGUUAUGUCAACCUCCAGAUUUGGUAAGCAUUAACCAAUAUACACUGCAACACACACAAUGUCCAAGUCAAUUUCAGAGUAAUUAACCUAGCUGUUUUAGUCCAUUGGACUACAGACUGAGUCAGUUGAUAGCUAGCAUCAGAUCAGAACAUGCUUUCUGGAAGUUCAAUAUUACAGAAAUGCAUCCAUGCAUGCAGCAUAUCAAUGUCCAGUCCAGUGACUUGACUUUGCCGUCAACAUGGUCAACCUUAACCUUCGUCGUCAAUCGUCAUACACGUACAUACACACGUACUCCUCGAUCAAAUAAUUCAAAGUCUAGACAAAAACUUAGGCGGCAUGUUUUAGCCAUACACUUGCCAAAACAAAUCACUUGAAUUAAUUCUUUAACUUGACCUAUGCUUCGUCGUGCCGGUUCACGUCCUCUGUAACAAUGAUAUUACACAUGUGUGUAAAAUAAUAAGAAAAAGUGAUUUCAUCCCUUGAAGGGAUAACCCCUCAUUUAGUGCAUGUCACCUAAAUGGUCAUAAAAAAUAUAAAAAAAUAGCAGCAUAGAUUAAUAUAAA